AUGUCGAGUGAAGCUCCCACUGGCACAGCUGAUAUUCAGCUCUACUCCCUUGCCACCCCCAAUGGACAAAAAAUCAGCAUUGCGCUGGAGGAGAUGGGUCUGCCCUAUGAUGCCCACACCAUAGACAUCCGCAAGAACGUGCAAUUCGAACCCUGGUUCGUGGCGAUCAACCCCAACUCCAAGAUUCCGGCCAUCGUGGACAGGACCGGCGGCACCGGCGGCAAGCCGCUGCCCGUGUUCGAGUCAGGCGCCAUUCUGCUGUACCUGGCCAACAAGAGCGGCAAGUUCCUCCCGGCCGACCCGACCAAGCACGCCGAGACGCUCGAGUGGCUCUUCUGGCAGGUGGGCGGCUUCGGCCCCAUGCUCGGCCAAAUGGGCCACUUCCACAAGUACGCCAAGGAGGACGUGCCCUACGCCAAGGAGCGCUACUUCAAGGAGUCGCAGCGCCUGUUCGGGGUGCUGGAGAAGCGGCUCGAGGGCCGACAGUUCGUCGUCGGCGACGACUACACCAUCGCCGACAUGGCCAUCUACCCGUGGGCGUUGGGCGUGGAUCGGUUCUACAACCUGAAGAAGGAGCUGGGCGACUUCCCCAACAUCGAUCGGUGGAUCGCCGCCAUCAGCGAACGUCCCGCUGUCCAGAAGGGCAUGGGCGUGUGCCCCUUUGCCUGA
Molecule: messenger RNA, 669 nt
Organism: Acanthamoeba castellanii str. Neff
Lineage: Eukaryota; Discosea; Longamoebia; Acanthamoebidae
Product: glutathione Stransferase domain containing protein
Exons: 4
Coding region: 1-669 (222 amino acids)
Source: RefSeq, a predicted model, not a curated record